AUGGCUUUGCUGUGUGGCCUUGGGCAAGUCACUCUCCGUCUCUGGGCCCCACUUCCUCCACAAUCCGAAAGCAAAAUUGGGGCGUUCUUGAGGAGCGGCGGCAUGGAGGCUCUCACCACUCAGCUGGGGCCGGGGCGCGAGGGCAACUCCUCGCCCACCUCGAAGCAGGAGCUGCAACCCUACUCGGGCUCCAGCGCUCUCAAACCCAACCAGGUGGGCGAGACGUCGCUGUACGGGGUGCCUAUCGUGUCUCUGGUCAUCGACGGCCAGGAGCGCCUGUGUCUGGCGCAGAUCUCCAACACUCUGCUCAAGAACUACAGCUACAAUGAGAUCCACAACCGCCGCGUGGCCCUGGGCAUCACGUGCGUGCAGUGCACGCCGGUGCAGCUGGAGAUCCUGCGUCGGGCCGGGGCCAUGCCCAUCUCGUCGCGCCGCUGCGGUAUGAUCACCAAGCGCGAGGCCGAGCGCCUGUGCAAGUCGUUCCUGGGCGAGCACAAGCCCCCCAAGCUGCCCGAGAACUUCGCCUUCGACGUGGUGCACGAGUGCGCGUGGGGCUCGCGCGGCAGCUUCAUCCCCGCGCGUUACAACAGCUCGCGCGCCAAGUGCAUCAAGUGCGGCUACUGCAGCAUGUACUUCUCGCCCAACAAGUUCAUCUUCCACUCGCACCGCACACCCGACGCCAAGUACACGCAGCCCGACGCCGCCAACUUCAACUCGUGGCGCCGUCACCUCAAACUCAGCGACAAGUCGGCCACAGACGAACUGAGCCACGCCUGGGAGGACGUCAAGGCCAUGUUCAACGGCGGCACGCGCAAGCGGACCUUCUCGCUGCAAGGCGGCGGCGGCGGCGGCGCGAACGGCGGGGCGGGUGCGCAGGGGAAGGGCGGUGCCGGCGGCGGGGGCGGCCCGGGCUGCGGCGCAGAGCUGGCCCCCGGCCCGCCGCCGCACAAAGCCCUACGCUGCGGCGACGACGAGGCCGCCGGGCCUCCUGGGCCGCCUCCCCCGCAUCCGCAGCGGGGCCUGGGUCUAGCGGCGGGAGCCGGCGGCCCGGCGGGCCCGGGAGGGCCUGGUGGCGCCGCGGGCGUGCGCAGCUACCCAGUGAUCCCGGUGCCCAGCAAGGGCUUCGGCCUCUUGCAGAAGCUGCCCCCGCCGCUCUUCCCUCAUCCCUACGGCUUCCCCACGGCCUUCGGCCUCUGCCCCAAAAAGGACGACCCGGUGCUAGGCGCGGGCGAGCCCAAGGGAGGCCCGGGCACCGGGAGCGGCGCGGGCGCGGGCGCAGGCGGAGGCGCGGGCGGGCCGGGAUCUGGCCACUUGCCCCCGGGGGCAGGCCCCGGCCCGGGAGGCGGCGGCAUGUUCUGGGGUCACCAGCCCUCCGGGGCAGCCAAGGACGCAGCGGCCGUGGCGGCAGCGGCCGCCGCGGCCACCGUGUACCCGACGUUCCCCAUGUUCUGGCCGGCGGCAGGCAGCCUCCCGGUGCCGCCCUACCCCGCGGCGCAGAGCCAAGCCAAGGCCGUGGCGGCCGCGGUGGCGGCGGCGGCGGCGGCGGCGGCGGCCGCUGCAGGCGGCGGCGGCCCCGAGGCCCUGGACGCGGCCGAGCCGGCCAAGGAGGGAGGCCUGGGCGCCGAGGAGCGCUGCCCGAGCGCGCUGUCCCGCGGGCCGCUGGACGAGGACGGCGCCGAGGACGCGCUGCCGCCGCCGCUGGCCCCGCUGCCGCCGCCGCCGCCGCCCACGCGCAAAGGCUCCUACGUGUCGGCCUUCCGGCCGGUGGUCAAGGACGCCGAGAGCAUCGCCAAGCUCUACGGGAGCGCCCGCGACGCCUACGGCUCCGGGGCUGCCCGCGGGCCGGGGCCGGGGCCGGGGCCGGGCGCGGGGGCCGCCGGCGGGUACGUGAGCCCGGACUUUCUGAGCGAGGGCAGCUCCAGCUACCACUCCGCCUCGCCCGACGUGGACACCGCCGACGAGCCCGAGGUGGACGUGGAGUCCAACCGCUUCCCCGACGAGGACGGCGCUCCGGGCGAGGCCGAGCCGGGCGCGCCCAGGGCGCCCAGCGCCGGCGGCGGCGCGGACAACGACCAGCCCGCAGGGCCCCCGUCGGCCGCCUCCUCGGGCGCCGACGGCCCCACGGACUCCCCCGACGGCGGCAGCCCCCGUCCCCGGCGCCGCCCCGGGCUGCCCUCGGCCAGCCGGCCGACCUUUGGGGACUUGGCGGCCGACGACGUGGUGCGGAGACCCGAGAGGAGCCCGCCGAGCGGCGGCUAUGAGCUGCGAGAGCCUUGCGGGCCGCUGGGGGGCCCCGCGCCGGCCAAGGUGUACGCGCCAGAGCGGGACGAGCAUGUGAAGAGCGCGGCGGCGCUGGGGCCCGCGGCCUCCUACCUCUGCACCCCCGAGGCCCACGAACCAGAUAAGGAAGACAAUCACUCGACCGCCGACGAUUUGGAAACGAGGAAAUCCUAUCCAGACCAAAGGAGUAUCUCCCAACCAAGUCCCGCAAAUACAGACCGAGGUGAAGAUGGGCUCACCCUGGAUGUCACAGGAACUCAGCUAGUGGAGAAAGAUAUCGAGAACCUGGCCAGAGACGAAUUGCAAAAACUGCUCCUGGAGCAAAUGGAGCUCCGCAAGAAACUGGAGCGAGAAUUUCAGAGUCUCAAAGAUAAUUUUCAGGAUCAAAUGAAGAGGGAAUUGGCUUAUCGAGAAGAAAUGGUGCAACAGCUGCAAAUUGUCAGAGACACUCUGUGUAACGAACUGGACCAAGAGCGGAAGGCGCGCUAUGCCAUCCAGCAGAAAUUAAAAGAAGCCCACGACGCCCUGCACCACUUCUCCUGCAAGAUGCUGACGCCCCGCCAUUGCACUGGCAACUGCUCCUUCAAGCCCCCGCUGUUGCCCUAG
Nyctereutes procyonoides (raccoon dog) is the source of this 2886-nucleotide messenger RNA. It is a transcript of the gene SKOR1, whose product is annotated as SKI family transcriptional corepressor 1. The transcript is spliced from 9 exons. The record is from RefSeq and is a predicted model, not a curated record. Lineage: Eukaryota; Metazoa; Chordata; Mammalia; Carnivora; Canidae. Gene Ontology annotation, cellular component: transcription regulator complex; nucleus. The coding region runs from base 1 to 2886 and encodes 961 amino acids. Gene Ontology annotation, molecular function: RNA polymerase II cis-regulatory region sequence-specific DNA binding; DNA-binding transcription factor activity, RNA polymerase II-specific; SMAD binding. Gene Ontology annotation, biological process: negative regulation of BMP signaling pathway; negative regulation of transcription by RNA polymerase II.